This is a messenger RNA of Chlamydomonas reinhardtii, 1894 nucleotides long. RefSeq lists its product as uncharacterized. NCBI's taxonomy places the organism in Eukaryota, Viridiplantae, Chlorophyta, Chlorophyceae, Chlamydomonadales, Chlamydomonadaceae. The coding region runs from base 100 to 1629 and encodes 509 amino acids. The record is from RefSeq and is a predicted model, not a curated record. The transcript is spliced from 7 exons.
CAUCUGCGCACGGUCCAAUUGCCACCGGGCGAACCAACCACCGCGACCGACCAUAAUCUUGCGUGACCUCGCUCACCGCGUCGAUCCCGUACGGUAGACAUGCUGGGCUUCAAGGCGCCGCUCACAGCAGCUGGGGCUUCAUCCCGCCCGGCCGCGAGCUGUGGUGUGGUUGCGAGCUCGCGCAGCGCUGUGUCAGGCGCGUGCAGCGCCACCCGCCCCGGCUUCGCCUCCUCCGGGAGAUGCGACCCUUUGCAUGGCCCCGUGACCGGUCCGCGCCGCCACAGCCACCCUAACUUUAACAUCUUGGCAGCUGCCACGCCGUCCUCUGGGUCGGCUGGCGCUGCCGUUGCGGCGGCAGCUGGGGGCGUGGCGGGCACGGCCGUGGAGCGCAAUGGGCUUGUGUUCAGCACCGGAGCUGUGGGCAGCUGGGACGAGGCGGCAGUGGGCUCGCCGGUGGUGCGAUGCUACGUGGGCGAUGACGAGCAGCGCUGGUACAUGUGGUACAGCGGCCGGCGGGCGGACUCGCCGGCGGCCGGCGGCGUGGACGCGCUGGCGCCGUCGUCCGGCAGCGUGGGCGUGGCCAUCUCCCGUGACGGCAUCACCUGGCAGCGCGGCUUUGACACCAUCGAGGGGUCCCGCGGCGCCGACGCCGCUGCCGAUGUGGGCAGUGUGAUGCACCCCAACAAGGACUGGUGGACAUUCGACACCUGCCACCUGGCGCCCGGUGAUGUGCAGGUGCUGUCCAACAGCUCCGUGAGCAGCGGCGUGGGUGUGUACUGGAUGUUCUACAGCGGCGGCGACUACGAGCCCGUGCAGCUGCCACAGGGGCUGCCGGCUGGAGCAGCGGCGGGUGCAGCGCCGCCGGAAGGCGUGGAGGGGCUGCGCAUGCGGCCCGGCUUGGCCAUGAGCCAGGACGGCCGCAACUGGGCCCGCAUCGAGGCUGACCACCACACGGGCGCGCUGUUUGAUGUGGGCGGCGAGGGCGAGGCGGACCAGCUGUGCGUGAGGAGCCCGCAGGUGGUGAACCUGGGCCCGCGCGACAUGCGCAUGUUCUACACCUCGUGGGAUGUGUCCCGCCGCCGCUUCGUGGCGUGCAUGGCCACGUCACCAGACGGCUUCAAGUGGACCAAGAAGGGCGUGGUGUUCGACCCCGCGGGCCUGUCGGCCGCCGCCGCCGCGGCCUCCUCGGAUGAGGACCCGGGUGCCUCGAGCGCCUUUGACGCGCUGGGACCAGCCAGCGUCAGCGUCGUGCGUGACGUGGACAACCGCCAACUGCUCAUGUUUUACGAGGCGGUUGGGUGCGACAACCGUCGCAGCAUCGGCAUGGCGGUUAGCAAGGACGGCGGCGCGGUGUGGCGGCGGUACGGUGCGCCGGUGCUGGAGGCGGCGGAUGGCGGCGCUGCGGCGGCGGCGUGGGAUGGCGGCGACGUGGGUCACCCCUGCGCCGUGUCCAUGUCUGCUGGGAGGUGGCGGCUGUACUACACCGGCCGACAGACCAGCGGCUCGGGCCCCUGGAACGGCAUCGGCCUGGCUCUGAGUGUGGAGGGCGGCCCCACCUUCGAGAACGUUCCGGUGCAAUACCGCCGGAGAGCGCCCGCCAAGCCGGCGGCGGAGGGUGCGGCGCAGUAAUAAGUAGCUAGCAGACAAUGCUAUGCUGGGAUGUUUGGGCAGGAGUGGACCGAGAUGGCCAGAGUUUGGGUCGGCAUAGAUGGUUACAUGUGCCAUCUUGUCAAUGAGUUGGGGCUCCGGGUGCUCUAAGGCCAAGGGGGAACGGGGGGCCCCCGUCGAGCGAGGUGCGAGACAGGUGCCACCGGCACGCUCGCAGUGCUGUGUAAGGCUGCGACCGACCUGCCGCGUCCGACAGAGUAUGCGGAACAUGUAAAAUAUAAAGCGU